Molecule: messenger RNA, 267 nt
Organism: Prunus armeniaca (apricot)
Lineage: Eukaryota; Viridiplantae; Streptophyta; Magnoliopsida; Rosales; Rosaceae
Source: the annotation of a GenBank genome assembly
AUGGGUGAGCUCAAUUUUUUCCUAGGCAUGGAAAUUAAUCAGUUUUCUGACACUUUGUUUCUCUCUCAGACAAGGUAUGCGGUUGAUUUAUUGAAACGGUUUAAUAUGACUGAGUGCAAAUCAUGUCUUACACCAUUGCCCUCUGACACUCGGUUGUCUUGUAUGGAUGGUCAUCCCUUGCCUGAUCCAUCCACCUAUCGCAGUAUGGUGGGUGGCCUACAAUAUCUUACCUUGUCACGGCCUGAUAUUUCUUUUGCCGUCAACUAG